Messenger RNA from Olea europaea var. sylvestris, 1386 nucleotides. RefSeq names its product probable serine/threonine-protein kinase WNK11. The record is from RefSeq and is a predicted model, not a curated record. The coding region runs from base 425 to 835 and encodes 136 amino acids. Gene Ontology annotation, biological process: intracellular signal transduction; protein phosphorylation. Gene Ontology annotation, cellular component: cytoplasm. The transcript is spliced from 3 exons. NCBI's taxonomy places the organism in Eukaryota, Viridiplantae, Streptophyta, Magnoliopsida, Lamiales, Oleaceae. Gene Ontology annotation, molecular function: ATP binding; protein serine/threonine kinase activity.
ACAAAAUUGAAAACACGCGAAAUAGCCCUUUUUCCAUUACUGUGCAUGAGAGCAGAAAACCAAGGAAGACGUGCUACCUUCUUCCUCAACAAUCUACCACCACCCGCCACCUAGAACACCGGAUCUCACAACUAUUCAAACCCCCUCACCUCCCUCUUCAACCUCUUGUCAUCACCUGGCCAUGGAGUUGCCCAAAACAGCCCCAAUCACCACCCAAAACUGCGCUACAAGUCACGAUUUUUACCAUAUUUCCACCGUCGUCGACCACCGUUUCGGGCAUGAACCACCACCACUCCACUCCUCCCAACCAGGCGCAUCUAGUACCAUCAUGGGUCACCUGCAAUUUUGUCCCUAAUUUUCCGCUUCACCUCUUCUUGGGAAAUUAUUCAGAUACCUAGUAUGGGUUCUGAACUGGUGGAUUGAGAUGGCGAGGCAUUCGUAUACUAGCCGAUAUGGUCGGUAUAGCGAGCUGCUUGGAUCGGGGGCUGUGAAGAGAAUGUACAGAGCAUUUGAACAAGAGGAAGGGAUUGAGGUGGCUUGGAACCUAAUCAAAUUGAUAAGCUUCCUUGGAGACGAAGCGAUGAUCAAUCGGUUAUAUUCCAAGGUUCGGCUGUUGAGGACAUUGAAAAAUAAGAAUAUUAUUGCGUUGUACUCAGUGUGGCAGGAUGAGGAGAUAAACACGCUGAAUUUCAUUAUUGAGGUGUGUACUUCUGGGAACUUGAGGGAGUACAAGAAGAAGCAUAGGCAUGUGUUGAUGAAAGUGAAACUAAGUGUGAUCGUAUUAGGUCAUUCUCAAGCAUUGAUAAUAUACAGAUGUAGACAUGGAUGCGUAUGAAAUGGAUGGAAAAGCUGAAUGCAGCUAUUACGUGGAAGACAUGUACCAUGGUGAAGAUGGGAAACUUACGGAGGAAACUUCUUGCGCUUACAAGAAAAUUUCAUUUCCAUGGAACUUAUAUCAAAGCUUGAUGGCAAGCAGUUGACGGAAUUAGCAUCAUCAGCUCAUAUUAUGGAAGAUGUGGAUAUGAACGUAUAAUCAACUGGGCUUGGAGAAAAUAUGGCUUUUUGUUGAUAUUCUUGCGGAAACAAAAGCACUAAACUUAAUAUUAUUACCUUGCAACAAAGGCUUCAGAUGGAAGGAGAGGUUAAUGAAGGUUGAAUUUGUUACCUUAUGUUGUUUUGCCACAUUUUUCUUAGGAUUUUUCUUUUUUCCUUUUGUAUCAUUUCACUGGGUUUGGCGUAUAAUUUGUUUAUUGUCAGUUACAUAAUUUAUUUAUUUUUAAGACUAGAGUAUUCUUUCUUAUUGUACAAAUUACUGAUAGUUGCUAAAUGUAAUCAAGAAAUACCAGGACUUGAGGUCUUUAAGCAAAUAAGAUUGGAAAUUGUUUU